UUUGGAAAUGACAUGUUUUUAUUUUGUUAACUUUUCUAACGGCAAAAUAUGAAUGAAUUUGAGAACAAAUUAAACAGAUCACAUUCUGAAUCAGAUUUAUAUAACGUUUUGCCGUAUAGUCCACCAUCAAUCUAUCUCCGUUCACAAGACAUUUAUAAGAAUUCCCCUACCAUUAUUAGAAGGACCGUCUGCAUAGAAGAAAUCGUUUUUCCAUCAGAUACAAUGAAACCACACAGCUCUCGCAAACAAAUUUUUGAGAAAACUGAGUAUGGGCAUAACAGGAGCAUUUCAUUCAAUGAUAUUAGGAAUGAAUCAAGCAGAUUCACCAAUCAGAACUCAAGUUUGUUUCCUAAGAACCAUUUAGAAUCUUCCCUUACUAAUGUUCCAAUGGAUAUAGAUAUGUCUAAUUAUGAUGAGCGCUACCCUAAAAUUAUGGGUUCUGGUCCAGGAACACCAAUCAAAACAGAAAAGAUUGAUGACACUAGUGAGAAUUCAAGGUAUAAAAUGUUUGACAAUAAUUUGAGACAAAGACUUGCUGCACAAAAUUUGAACAAGGCAGAAUUUCAAAACCCAGAAGUUAGUACUAUAAAGUGUAGAAACUUAGCUGAUCCACAAAAAUUGGUGCAUUUAAAGACUGUUCAAGACAAGAAAUCAAAUGUCAAAACCAUCAUGUUUUUGUUAACUGCUUUUGCAGCAGUAUUUAUUGCUUAUUCCAUAUUUAGAAAUGAACCUGCAAAUAGUGAUGAACAAAUUCAGAAUAUUAUCAGUGAUAUAUACAAGAAUGUCCAUGAGCAACAAAAUGUUGUUAACAUAGUUGUGAGGUCUUUGGAACAAAGAGAUAGCUGGCCGGGAAAGAAGAAAUUAUUGGGGUUCAUUGGCUCACAGGGUGUUGGUAAAACCCAUGUCACAAAUAUCAUUAAACAACACUUUGCUAGGAAUCUAGCUCAUGAAAUUUAUGGGUCCCACUUGUAUUAUAAAACAGAGAAGAAUAAGAUUCUGGAAGCCAUGGAUGAAUGUUGUUUGAAUUUUAUAGUAAUAGAUGAUUUGAGGAAAAAAGAUGAUGUGGAACUGUUUGCCUUCAUGCAUGAUCUUCCCAAAGAUCAUUUUAUCUUUGUGAUAUCAAUUUUCAACAUUCACUAUACAACUGAUGAUUUAGAAACUAUUGUGAAUGAAGAUGAUAUCCUGGAAAUCAGUGAAUCACUAGACAAAUCAGGGUUGAACCAGGAAUUGGUGAUUUUUCAUGAUUUUACCCCUGAACAAAUUGAAGACUGGAUCAGAAAACAACUGGCCAAUCAAAAUGUGAGCUCUGCUGUUCAAGAAUCUGUGAUGAGAGAUAUUUUUGAAGCACAUGAUCCUAAACAUGGCCUCAAAGGACUGAGUUCCAAAAUCACAUUGGAGUUGGAAAAAAAUAAAAACUGACUUUUAUCAUUCCUUGUUAUGUAAUUGUAAAUAUUCCUAUUUGUGUACUUUUUUAAAGAACUUGACGAAUGGUUUUUGUUG
This is a messenger RNA of Phaedon cochleariae (mustard beetle), 1500 nucleotides long. NCBI's taxonomy places the organism in Eukaryota, Metazoa, Arthropoda, Insecta, Coleoptera, Chrysomelidae. The record is from the annotation of a GenBank genome assembly.